Ixodes scapularis (black-legged tick) is the source of this 6083-nucleotide messenger RNA. It is a transcript of the gene scrib, whose product is annotated as protein lap4. Lineage: Eukaryota; Metazoa; Arthropoda; Arachnida; Ixodida; Ixodidae. Gene Ontology annotation, cellular component: postsynaptic density; adherens junction; postsynaptic membrane. Bases 214 to 6045 code for a protein of 1943 amino acids. The transcript has 42 exons. The record is from RefSeq and is a predicted model, not a curated record. Gene Ontology annotation, molecular function: protein binding. Gene Ontology annotation, biological process: neurotransmitter receptor transport postsynaptic membrane to endosome; neurotransmitter receptor transport, endosome to postsynaptic membrane.
ACAGUCGAGCCGUCGUCCGUCGUCCCGUGUUCGGUUUAUGUUGUGGUGUCUGGUGCCCAAGAAUGUGAUGUGUUCCACGGUGCUAUCCUAGCCCAGCGUUGUGGCCGUGUCGUCCAGCGAACCGCCGGUGAUCGUGCGUGCCCGUUGACGUGUGUUGCGCGCUCGUGUGUGCGCGAUUGUGCCAUGUCGGGCUGUGCCGGAUCCUGAGGAGCGAUGUUUCGCUGUAUCCCCCUGUUCCGCGGCUGCAAUCGCCAAGUCGAGUACAUUGACAAGCGGCACAGCAACCUUUUUAACGUGCCAGACGAUGUGCUCAGAUACACACGGACGUUAGAGGAAUUGCUCCUAGAUGCCAACCACAUCCGAGACCUGCCCCGGGGUCUUUUCCGCCUCACGAAGUUGCGCAGGUUGAGCGUGAACGACAAUGAAAUAUCCCUGCUCCCACCCGAAAUUUCCAGCUUGAUGAACCUGGUGGAUUUGGACGUGAGCAAAAAUGAUGUUCAAGAAAUUCCUGAAAACAUCAAGUACCUCAAGUCACUCCAAAGUGCAGAUUUUAGCAGCAAUCCUCUUUCCAAACUUCCGGCCGGGUUUGUGCAGCUGCGAAGUUUGACGGUGUUGGGCCUUAACGAUGUUUCCUUGACGCAACUGCCUCACGAUUUCGGAGGUCUCUCCAAUCUGAUGUCCUUGGAACUGAGGGAGAAUUAUCUCAAGGGCCUGCCUCUGUCCUUCGCCUUUUUGGUCAAGUUAGAACGGCUGGACCUUGGGAGCAAUGACUUUGAAGAACUGCCCGUGGUUAUUGGCCAGCUGUCCAGCUUACAGGAGCUCUGGCUUGACUCGAAUGAGCUGUCAACAUUGCCCAAGGAAAUCGGGCAGCUGAGGCGACUCAUGUGCCUGGAUGUGUCUGAAAACAAGCUGAGCUCUCUGCCGGACGAGCUGUGUGACUUGGAGUCCCUGACAGACCUCCACCUGUCCCAGAACUACCUGGAAGUGCUGCCGGAGGAAAUGGGUCGCCUGCGCAAGCUCACCAUCUUCAAGGUGGACCAGAACCGGCUGGGCAGCCUGCCAGCGUCCAUCGGGGACUGCGAGAGCCUGCAGGAGUUGAUUCUGACGGACAACCUGCUCACGGAACUUCCCGAGUCCGUGGGGCAGCUGGUGAACCUGACCAACCUGAACGCAGACUGCAACCAGCUGUCGGAGCUGCCCCCGCAGAUAGGGCAGCUGGCCAGGCUCGGGGUGCUUUCCCUGCGCGAGAACUGCCUGCAGAAGCUGCCACCGGAGACCGGCACGCUCAGGCGACUGCACGUGCUCGACGUGUCGGGCAACAGAUUGCAGCAUCUGCCUUUGACAGUGACUGCCUUGAACCUGAAGGCACUCUGGCUGGCUAAAAAUCAGUCUCAGCCGAUGCUCAAGUUCCAGACGGACCUGGACGAGACGACGGGCGACAAGGUGCUCACGUGCUUCCUGCUUCCACAACAGGACGACCACACGGAGAGCAUGGAGAACCUGCUGCGUGACAGCACGGAGCAGGACAGCCGACUCAGCUGGGACCAAAAGGUGGAGAACCGUUCAUCGGCCGUCAAGUUCGUGGAGGAAGCUGUGGAGGAGAAGCCGGACCUCGAGACUCAGUUCGUCCGACACGACACUCCACACCCGAGGGAGCUGAAGGCACGGCACCAGAAGUUUGUGCAAAAGGCCAAGAACAUCGACGGCCACGUGGCAUCUCACAUGGACGAGGACGGCGAGGCGGUCGGCUUUCGACCGCAUCGGUCGAGCACGGGAUCGGUGCAGUCGACGUCCUCCACCGAGACGGCUCCGUGCCAGACCAGAGAUGGAGACCAACACCGUCCCCGGAGCGUGAGUGACGCGGAGACGGAUGGAACGGCGGCGGUUACGGAGGACGAGGAUCUGCGGCAGCAGGAAGAGGAGCACGUUGGGAACGCCCGGAAUGGCGGUGUGGCUACUGGCCGGACCGGCAGCAGUUCGGAGUCCUCUAGUGACGAAGAAGGGGAGAAGAAGGGGGACGACAAGCACGUAGGUUUCACUCACGACGGCAGCGAGGACUCGGCAGACCGCCACAACCGCCUGCAUCGGCGCGACACCCCGCAUCACCUCAAGAACAAGCGGGUCCAUGUGACGAGCUGUCGGGAGGACCAGGAGAAGGUGGCCUCAAUUCUGAUGCAAGCAAUGCGUCAACCUGAGGAUGAGGAGCCCCUGCCCCCUCCACCCCCCUCCCCCCCUCGGGACCGGCUGGGGCAUAGCGCAGAAUACGAGCUGGACGGUGCCGGCGCUUCCUCUGCGGACGGAUCGGCGUCUGCGGAAAUGGUGGAGGAGCGGAUCAAGAUAGUCGUGGAACGGAACUCCAUGGGGCUCGGGCUGAGCGUGGCGGGCGGAAAGAACUCGACUCCUUUCAAAGGGGACGACGAGGGCAUCUUCAUCUCGAAAGUGACGGAAGGAGGACCCGCGGAGCGGUCGGGACUAAGGGUCGGCGACAAGAUUCUCUCGGUGAACAGCUUGUCGGUGAUUGACAUCGAUCAUUACGAAGCUGUGAAUGCACUGAAGGCGGCUGGAAACCGGCUAACCAUGGUGAUUGCACGGGAGACGCAGAGGCCUCCCUCCUCCCUGGCGAACCAGGUUCCCCCGGUCAAGUCCCCGCUGCAGCAGGCGCUCUCGGAGCCCUUGGGGGCGGCUGCCGCUCCGGGUCCGAGGGGGGACGGCAGGGACGCCCCCGCCAGGCAGGGGGGUCCCAAGCACAGGCCCCCUCCCGUGGGGGGACCCCAGGGACUCUGCGUGCCCCCGCUCCCGUCGGAGGGGGAUCAGCGUUCGCUGCCAGCCACUCCCGAACCCCGAACCCCCGAGCCUGACUUCGAGACCAAGCGAGACAUCAUCUAUACAACUCUGAUUCGGGACCACAACGGGCUUGGGUUCAGCAUCGCGGGCGGCAAGGGAGGAACACCUUACAAGGAUGGCAGUCAGGGUAUUUACAUCUCACGGGUGGCAGAAGGCGGGGCAGCGGCACGCGACGGCAAGCUCCGCGUGGGCGACCGGGUCCUCUCCAUCAACGGCAUCGACAUGGACGGUGUGCGCCACGACCAGGCGGUGGCCAUGCUCACGGGGCUGGAGCGCUUUGUGCGGCUCGUCGUGCAGCGCGAAGAAGUGGUGCUUCGGGACCCCUCGGCGGCAACCGCCGGGAGGACCAGCGCAUCUUCCCCGCCGGGCACGGCAGCGCCGGCGACCUCGCGCCCCCUCGGCGGGAGCCUCUAUUCGUCGUCUUCGUACAUGGCCAACCGGCCGUCCUACCUGGGAGGGUACCGGCGUCCUGGCGUCAGCCCCAGCGCUGCAUCCACAGGCGCGGAGGAGGCUACAGCGGACAGGCGUUCUGCUGGGGCUACGCCGACGUACUCCAUCUACACGAAGCUGCCAGGCCUGCGCAACGACACGACGACAGUGGGCUCGGCGCAGCAGACAUCGGCCCACCCGGGCCUCCCGCACCAGCCCUACUCGUUCCCCAGCGCCCGCAGGGACCCCCCUCUGCCCAACGUGGCCACGAGCGACCUCCCCACAGAGCCCAUCUACGCCAACAGCGGCGACCACGUGAACGCGGCCUCCAACGUGGGCACCUUCUCUUCCUUCCGUCCGGCACGCACCAUGCCUCCCGGCGUGCACGCGAUGGGCAACGGCUAUCCCCCGUCGGCGGGUAACGUUGAGGUGCCCGUCGUGCCUAACCCCUCGUCAUCGCCGACGUCUCAGCGGCUGAAGGGCCCGCUGGUGACGGUAACCAUUCAGCAGCCGAACCCGUAUGCACCCCUGGCGGCCGAGUUCCCGGCGGCUCCCAAGACCCUGGGGCGGACGACGGAGGUGAUCACGAGGACCACGCUCACCGAGACCACCACCACUAGGGUGACCAACAAUGUGCUUUCCCUCACCCCCGGCUCGGAAGAGGACGUGGUGCUUGUGAAGGCUGGCGGUCCCCUGGGGCUGAGCAUCAUUGGUGGCACCGACCACCCGUGCCACCCGUUUGGCGCCGAUGAGCCAGGCGUCUUCAUUUCCAAGAUUGUCCCGGAUGGAGCGGCGGGCCACUGCGCACGGCUCAGGGUUGGCGACCGUCUGCUCAAGGUGAACGGCGUGGACGUGACCAAGGUCAGCCACCAGGAGGCAGUGCUGGCGCUGCUCGACCCCUCAUACCAGGUGGUACUGACCGUCCGCCACGACCCCCUUCCCGUCGGCUGGCAGGAACUGGUAAUCCAGCGUGAGCCGGGUGAAAAGCUCGGCAUGAACAUCAAGGGGGGCAUCCAGGGACACUCAGGAAAUCCCAGUGAUCCCUCCGACGAAAGCAUCUUCAUCUCUAAGAUCAAUUCCAGCGGUGCUGCAUCGCGAGAUGGUAGGCUGAGGCCAGGCAUGCGGAUUGUUGAGGUGAACGGGCGGUCGCUACUGGGCACCACUCACCAGGAGGCCGUGAACAUCCUGCGCACCGCAGGUGACACAAUCCACCUUGUGCUUUGCGACGGUUACAAUGCUUCAAGUUCGCCCAAUGAGUCGCCCCAAGGGACGUCGCUCAAAGCGGCUGCCUCGGUGUCUUCGAUUGACCACGAAGACGAGGUCACUCUUGCUCUGAGAGAGGAACAGACUGCACUCAAGGAAACUGCGCAGUGGGAGAAAGAGGAUCGGGAUAUUAUUGAGAAAAUGAAGAAGGAGAGGGACGCCGAUUCGCACAGCUUGCACAGUCUUGCCUCGAGCUCGUCACAGCACUCUGGGAAGGCGCUGGCCACCCUGUCUGUCGACGGAAAGACGGUAGCUCUGCCGAGUGACUGCAAGUCGGUGGAGCAGCGCGUCAUGGAGGUGGUGCGGGCGGCCGAGCAACUCGUGAGUCCCGCGCUGGCCGCGGCCGCGCCGCCCGCGACCACUCCGCCAGCCUCCGCAACCCUGCCGGCAGCAGAGCAGAAGACCACCACGGUCAUCAUGACCAAGAAGUCCGUGAGCCACCCGCCAUCGUCGGCAGCGGCCACGCUGACGAAGAAUGGGCAGCGGCCCUCUGCCUUUCCUUGGGACCCUCUUCCUCCCCCUCCGUCUCCCCCCUCCCCCCUGCUGGAAAACUGCCGCGUCGGAGCGGAGUCGGAAGACGGUGCUCGUCGUGCGGUGCGGCCCUCCAAAGCUAACGUCGCUCCUAAGCCCGUACCCCCUCCCAAGCCCCGAAAGCUGCAGGGCACAGUGACCGAUCCCGAGUGCCUGACGUUCAUCGAGAAGAAGCACCACUUUGAGAGCAUGCAACAGCCCCAGGGGGCACCUGUAGAGACCACGCGCUUCCCAUUCCCUUCCGAGAGUGAGGUGCUGCAGCGGACAAAGGAGCAAGUCAAGCGGGAUUGGCUGAACCAAGGGGAGAGCUGCGAGGACGGCGACGAAGAAACGGAAGCGGACGAAGAUGUGGAGAUGCAGGCAGACGCCGUGGAUGCCGCAGACACUGUCUCCAGCGAGGUUCACGGUCCUGGCCACCCCGACUGGGUGCCUGUGCCUGCCGUGCGGACCGUCAAGGCUGAACGUCGGUUGCGGGAGCGGCAGCAACGGGAACUCGGGCCGGACGCGCCGGAAGAAGCGGACGAUGACGGUGUGACGGCUGGCUUGGCGAGCGCUCGGCAACGAGCGCUGGAGGCGGAGAAGAGGGCCGCAUGGCGUCAAGCAAGGAUGAAGUCGCUGGAGGAGGAUGCAGUUCAGGCCCAGGCCGUUUUGUCGCGGCUGACGGAGGGCGUCGAAGCGAGGCCCCUGUCGCCCGUCUUCAAGGCGGUCAACAUCAACAUAGACGACGAGGCACUGGAAGGGCCGGAGAGGGCGAGGAGGCAACAGGCCUUGGACGACGAGAACAGCAACAUCCUGGGCCGCCCGGAGGCCGAGUCGGACGAUGAGGGUGCCACUGACCAUCAGAUCGAAACGACGACGGAGAAGAUACUCUCGCUCGAGCUCCACGGCAGGCCGGGAGAUGGAACCAACGACAAUGCACGGUGGCCGGCUAGCACCGCAAACUCCCGGACUCGCUCGGGCGCAAGCUCUUACUGCUGAUGAGGGAACCACGGUGGCGACGGAGCUGUGGACCAGGA